Dictyostelium discoideum AX4 is the source of this 1212-nucleotide messenger RNA. RefSeq lists its product as hypothetical. Bases 1 to 1212 code for a protein of 403 amino acids. The record is from RefSeq and is a predicted model, not a curated record. NCBI's taxonomy places the organism in Eukaryota, Evosea, Eumycetozoa, Dictyosteliales, Dictyosteliaceae. The transcript has a single exon.
AUGAAAUUAAUUUCAUUAUUAAAUUUUGUUUUAUUAUUAUUAAUAUUAACUAUAAUAAUAACAAAAACAAAAGCAAUAAAAUUUAAUAAAGAAUCACCAAUUUUUGUAAAUUUUAUACCAUUUAAAAAUGGAUUUAAUUGUCAAAGUAUAGUUAAUGGUCUUGGAUAUUCAAUUGCUUUAGAUACAUGUAUUUCAUUUGAUGGUUAUACAACAUCAUGGGAAUUUUCAUGGAAUCAAAAUACAGGAUCAAUUACUGGUACAAAAUAUAAGGGAGUUUGUAAAGCAAGCAAUCGUAAUUCAACAUCACCUUAUAGAUAUACAAAUAUGGGUUGUGAUAAAGGGGGUGAUAUAAUAUUUAAUCCAACUAGAUUACCAACUCAAGUCUAUGAUUAUAAAGUUCAAAUUUCAACAUCACCAAUUUAUCCAGCAAAAAGUUUAUAUCUUGUAACUCAAAGAUUAGAUAGUUGUUCUGGUACUGUGAUUGCAUAUGAAUUUUUAACCAAUGAAACCGUUGCAAUUGCACCUGGUAAAGUUGCAUACACUUAUUAUUGUAUGCCAAAUGGUUUACCUGAAAUGAUGGAUGAUUCAAAUGGUAUAAUUUUAAAAGGUGAUUCUUGUGAUAUGUUUAGACCUUUUAUUAAUGGUUCUUCAGAAUCUUCAUAUUCUGGAACUUCUGGUCAAAAUGUUAUUGAUAAAAGUAAAGGUAAAAGUAAAGGAAAUAUUUAUAAUAAUAAUAAUAAUAAUAAUAAUAAUAAUAAUAAUAAAAUGGGUGGUGGUGGUGGUGGUUUUGGUAAUGCACCAUUAAUUAAUUUCAAUGAUUUAGUAUUAUUUGGUAGUGGUUCAGGUGAUACUGCAUCAGGUGUAACCACUGCUCAACCAACUACUGCAAAUCCAACAAGUGCUGAUUCAACUGGUGCUGAUUCAACUGGAACUUACACUGGUGAUAAUCCAGAUGGUGGUAGUUCAACAGGUAGUUCAACUGGUGACAAUCCAGAUAGUGGUAACCCAACAGGUACUUCAACUGGUAAUCCAGAUGAUGGUGGUAGCUCAACAGGUACAAGUGGAGAUUUGAGUGGUGGUACUACUCAAUCUUCAACAAGUGGUGAUACAGGUGGUAAUAAUUCAGGUGCUUCUUCAACUACUUCUCAAACUUCUGGUUCCUCAGAAACUCAUGAAAUUUUUCUAACAAAUACUUGUUCAUCUGCUCAAUAA